Molecule: messenger RNA, 5237 nt
Organism: Trichogramma pretiosum
Lineage: Eukaryota; Metazoa; Arthropoda; Insecta; Hymenoptera; Trichogrammatidae
Product: 1-phosphatidylinositol 4,5-bisphosphate phosphodiesterase-like
Exons: 19
Coding region: 455-3772 (1105 amino acids)
Biological process (GO): lipid metabolic process; phosphatidylinositol-mediated signaling
Molecular function (GO): calcium ion binding; phosphatidylinositol-4,5-bisphosphate phospholipase C activity
Source: RefSeq, a predicted model, not a curated record
CGCAGCAUUACACACGGCUCACGCGGCUGCGUCUGUUUUUGCUCUGACGUCACGCGUUAGUCGAGCGUCGUUCGACGAGCGGAUCAGUCCAACGAGCGCUGGUUCGCCGAUAGCACACAGCGCUCUGCUGCACGCCUGGCCGCGCACGCACGCUCCGUCGUCUCUCAGCUGAUAACUUGAAUUUUUGCUCUCGCCUUGCGUUCCCUAUAUACAUAUAUACACGCACCAAAAGGCAAAACAAAGCAAAGAGUCUGCGUCUGGUCAUUUUUCCAGGCCUUUUUCGCUCGCACAGUGUUAUUGAGUAAUUCAGGAGGUUAAGUUCGAGGUAUCGAGUCAAGGCAAAGCAAACAAGGAAGAACGCCAUUCCUUACAGGAUAACGUGAAAUGGAAUGAUAACGAGAGACCGCGGCCUGGCCGCCAGUGUUUCUGUUGACCCUGGCAGACGACGCAAAAGAUGACGAAGAGAUUUGAGUUCAACUGGCAGAUCGAAGUGCCUGAGGCGCUUAGAGUCGGAUGCUUUUUCGAUCGAUGGACCGAGGAGAAAGACAACACAGAAAUCGAGCUGAACUGUAUGUUCAAGGUCGACGAAUAUGGUUUUUUCAUCUAUUGGCAGAGCGAGGGAAAGGAUGGCGAUGUCAUUGAAUUAUGCCAAGUGAGCGAUAUCCGUGCCGGCGGUGUGCCCAAAGAUCCAAAACUGUACGAUAGAUUAACUGCAAAGCAUGGAGAACAGCUUGAGGACAAAAGUUUAACAAUUUGUUCUGGAGUUGACUACACAAAUAUCAAUUAUCAACAUGUAGUUUGUCCCGAUGCUGCCAUUGCAAAAAUUUGGCUCGAUGGUAUACGAAAAAUUACCCAUAAUGUGAAAGCCAAUAAUGUUUGUCCGCUGACGUGCCUAAAGAAACAUUGGAUGAGAUUACGAAUGUUAGUUGAUCCAAACGGCAAAGUCCCUGUAAAAGUUGUGGCAAGGACAUUUGCUUCUGGAAAAACAGAAAAAUUAGUUUAUCAGUGCCUUUCUGAUUUAGGCCUACCAAGUGGCAAGAAUGAUGUUAUAGAACCAGAUGAUUUUACUUUUGAUGCAUUUUAUGCACUUUAUCAUAAAAUCUGUCCAAGAAAUGACAUUGAAGAACUUUUUCAAUCGAUCACUCAAGGCAAAGCCGAUACUAUUAAUAUGGAUCAACUGAUCACGUUUCUGAACGAAAAACAACGCGAUCCUACAUUAAAUGAAAUUCUGUAUCCAUUAUAUGAUGAAAAAAGAACUACAGAAAUUAUUAAUGACUAUGAAAAAAAUGAUGGUGUAAGAUUGCAAAAACGCAUGACUAAAGAUGGCUUCAUAAGGUACUUGAUGUCAGACGAGAAUGCUCCAGUAUUUUUAGACCGUUUAGAUGUUUAUAUGGACAUGGAUCAACCUUUGGCACAUUAUUAUAUUAACUCCAGUCACAAUACUUAUUUGAGUGGACGACAAUUUGGAGGUAAAAGCAGCGUAGAAAUGUAUAGACAAGUUUUAUUAGCCGGAUGCAGAUGCAUAGAACUCGACUGUUGGGAUGGAAAAGGAGAAGACGAAGAACCUAUAAUAACUCACGGCAAAGCCAUGUGUACAGUUAUUCUUUUUAAAGACGUUAUAUAUGCAAUUAGGGACACGGCAUUUGUGACCACAGAAUUCCCAUUGAUACUAAGUUUCGAAAAUCAUUGCAGCAAAGCACAGCAAUAUAAAUUGGCAAAAUAUUGCGAUGAAGUGUUGGGUGAUUUAUUACUAAGAGAACCAUUGAAAGAAUAUCCACUCGAGCCUGGUGCACCUCUUCCUCCACCGAGUGCUUUAAAACGGAAAAUUCUUAUUAAAAAUAAAAGAUUGAAACUUGAGGUCGAGAAACAAGAGCUUGAGUUAUUCAAACAAGGGCAAUUUGUGAUCGAAGAUGAUUUCAAAGAAGACGCUAGUGCACCGCCGACUGUAACACCAAUCGUCGAACAACAAUCGGUAAAGGAUGAUGUAGUUAAUGAUCCUGUAGCAGCUGUAGCGACAGGACAACUCAAGCUAUCGCAACAAGGCGAAAGCUUAGAGUUAACAACUAAUCAACCUUACACUGGAAGUACAACGAAUGUGCAUCCUUGGCUUUCGUCCAUGGUGAAUUAUGCCCAACCAAUUAAAUUUCAAGGUUUUGAUGUUGCCGAACAAAAAAAUAUUCAUCACAAUAUGUCUUCAUUUUCGGAAGCAACGGGAUUAAAUCAUCUUAAAACUUCGGCAAUCGAAUUCGUCAAUUAUAACAAACGCCAAAUGAGCCGCAUAUAUCCUAAAGGUACUCGAGCUGAUUCAUCGAACUAUAUGCCACAGGUUUUCUGGAAUGCUGGUUGUCAAAUGGUUUCUCUGAACUUUCAAACGUCUGAUUUACCAAUGCAACUAAAUCAAGGGAAAUUUGAAUAUAAUGGAUCUUCAGGUUAUUUGUUAAAGCCUGACUUCAUGAGAAGGUCUGAUCGUAGUUUUGAUCCUUUUGCUGAAAGUCCAGUAGAUGGUGUUAUUGCAAUUCAGUGCAGUGUUCAAGUUAUAGCUGGUCAGUUUUUAUCGGAUAAAAAAGUCGGCACAUACGUAGAGGUCGAAAUGUACGGACUUCCCACCGACACGAUUCGUAAAGAAUUUCGUACGAGAACAAUACCAGCCAAUGGUCUAAAUCCAGUGUACAACGAGGAGCCCUUCUUGUUCCGUAAAGUUGUCUUACCAGAUCUAGCUGCUCUGCGUUUUGCCGUUUACGACGAGUCCAACGGCAGACUACUAGGGCAGAGGAUCGUUCCGCUGGAUGGCUUGCAAUCUGGUUAUCGACACAUAUCACUGAGAACUGAGGCCAAUUUUCCCAUGUCGCUGCCUAUGCUCUUUUGCAACAUCGAAAUAAAAAUUUAUGUGCCUGAUGGUUUUGAAGAACUUAUGGAUGCUCUGUCAGCACCCAGAGCUUCCAGGAAAGCCGAGCCACCUCAGCAAACAAAGAUGCGAGGCUUAGGUAUCGAGGAGAGCGAUCUUAAAUCUAAUUCAGAGUCGCUGCCAUCAAGAUUUCCAGAGGCUGCAAAGCCUAGAGAAGAAUUAAAUUUUGAACCGAUUACUGUGGAAACUCUCCAACAUGAAAAAGGGUAUGUAAAAAUCAUUCGAAAGCAACAAAAAGAGCUGGAAUCUUUGAAAAAAAAACACCAAAAAGAAAGAUUUUCUGUGCAAAAGCAACAAUGUGCUUCGAUUGAAAAACUCAUCAAGGGUAAGAAUGUUCGUCAUUACAGUCAAACUGAACUAUCGCGAGAUCCGAUAAUUCGGCAAGCUGUGACCGAGCAAACAGUUCAGUGGUCUCAAUUAGCUGAACGACAGCGGAAGGAGGAAAGAGACUUGAUUCAAUCGCAUUUAGAGGAGCGUAAAACACAACUACGCAAACUGUGCACGCUCGCUCAGGUUGCCCAGCAGAAACAAUUGGCCGCGAGACACGAGAAGGAAAUCAAAGACUUGAACGCCCGCCAAGCAAAAUUGUCUGUCGAAAGCAUGCGUGAAGUUAUGAACGAUAAGACCCUCAAGUCAAGAGGCAUCAAAGAGGGUCGGUUGAGAGAAAAGCAGCAGAACAAUACAAAAAAAUUCAUGGAGGAAAGAAAAGUUGCUCAGAUGGUGCAGAACCGAGAAAAGGACAAAUUAAAACUUACUCAUGAUAAGCAAAUGGAGGAAGUACAAAAAGAAAUGAAUGGGAUCAUGGACAUGUAUAAAAAUGAAGAAAUGGAGUACCAAUUAGGACCAAAGAAAGUAACCUACGCAUAAUAUUAUAAUCGUGUUGUAAUAAACCAUCUGGAUCAGUGUAAAUCCUCACGUAGAUUAUUAUGCUUUGUUCAAUAAACUCUGUAUAAUAUUGUAAUGGGAUCAAGAUUGUCAUCUCAUGAGAGAAAUAUACAAAAAAGUAGUGGUGCACUCUUUCUUAAGAUGCGCUAUGUGAAUUUGUGUGCUAGUACCAAAAUUAGCUACAUAAUCCAACUUUUAUUUUGUCGUAUACUAUUUUUAUAAACGAAUAUUUUUUCGUCAAUUCUGUAUGUCGAUGACUUGAAACAAAUCAAACAAAAAAAUUAACUUAAAUAUUUUACCUAAACUUGCAAGCCGAAUGAGAGAAGCUAAGAAUAGCUAUAAAAAGUGAUCUAGUCAAACUACAUUGUAGUCUCAAGUAGAAAAAAAAUGUAGAUACUAUUUAGAGAAACUGUGUUUCAAAGUGAACUGUCAUAUAUGAACAAAAAUAAAAACAUAAUUCCAAGUGCAAAGAUUUAAUUACUGUCGAUUAAAGUGACAUAUUAAGAUGACAUAAUUUUAUCGAAAAUUAGUUGAAGUUUAAAUUCAUAUUUUAUUGGGCUACUUUCAAAAUUUAAUUACAAAAUAAAUAAACGUUGUCUUAAUGAAUUACUUGAAUUGCCUGUAAUAUUUCUCAUCGUGUAUCAUAAUAAUUUCUCAAAUUUAAAGGAAAAAGUUCUUUAACUUCAUUGCAUUACGAGAAACCUUGUCUUUUAGUCUAAUAUUUUAUUCAUGAUGAUAAAUUAAAUCAUAGACGUGAAAAAAUUCUGAAAAAACUUAUUUAUUAAUAACUAUCUUCCAUAUAAUAGUGUGACACUGGAUUGAAUUACUUGCUAAAUUUUAAUGUAAAAAAUGUUUCCAUAAUUUGGCUAUAUUAUCAAUAUUUUAUUGUAGGGUUGUGAGAUAGUUAUAUUAAAAUCGAAAUGCUUUCAAUGUUUGUGGAAAGUUUGUGUUUAUUGUUAUGAAGCAUUUUAUGCUGUAAACAUUCUUUUUUUAUUGUCAUAAAUUAUCAAAUAUUUGUUAUGUAGAACAAUGAAAAAAUUAUUGGAAAAUCAUUGACCUAUGUAAAAUUUAUUUAAAUGUUAUAGAGUAAUCUGAGGAAUGAUAUUUUAUAAAAUGAUAGUUUAUGAUUUCCAUUAGAAUAAAUCUGAAACUGUUGUUAAUAAAGUUUGUUAUAGUGAUUAUGAGAUUCGUAAUGUACUCUGAAAAAACUGUGUCUGAAAAAUUUGUUUAAUAUUACUCAUAUACAUUUUGAAAAUCAUUUCUAAAAAUGGCGUUAAGUUUUUAUGUCAAAUGUCUGACACAAAUAGCUUAGCUAACUUAAAAACUUCAUUCUUGAGCAAAUCAUCGCGAAUACAAGAAUAGACUUAUAAAAAUUAUUGUUAAAUGACGAUAUUUUCAGUACAAAUCUUUUUCCUGGAUGUAAUCAAAUAAAAAAAAUGAAAAACAA